AUGAAAAUGCACGGAUUACGGAAACGCCUGACACUGAUAAUUUUAUUGCUUACACAUAUUUCUGUAGCAACAAAGAUUUUGGAAGAGACUAUACAAAACAAUACCAAUAACUCACAUGCAUCGAAUCAUUGUAUUGAUUUUUACGAAACAGCAUGUGGAGAGUGGGAAAAACUCAAUCCCUUGCCAAAAGAUGAUGCUAGUUUAACCACUUUGCAAAGGAUGGGAAUGAACGUUGAUAACUACUUCUGGAAGAUAAUUGCAAACGACUCCUACUAUAAAGAAGAUCGGCGCUUACAAUCAGCUCGAGCAUUUUACAAAUCUUGCGUAAAUAGUCGAAAUUCAAACACAACACGUGAUAGUCGUCAUCAUUUGAUACACAGGUAUUUUGGCGGAUGGGAACUAAUACCAUCACUUUCGACAAACAUAAACAAUACAAAUAAACAUAAGCAAAAUAAAAUGAAUAACGGGCUUACCAAUCUAUUUCUACCAAUAUUAACUCAAACUGGACGUUCACCAUUAUUUUCAAUAAACAUCGCGAGCGAUAUUUUUGCUGUUAUUAAUGAAUCCAAAGAGGUUUACCACAAACUUGCAUUUGAAACCGGGGUACUUCAGUCUAACAAAACACAACUAACAGAGGCUUUCCAAACAAUGAUUCGGUUAGGCAAAAGGUCAGUCUCAAAGACAACAAACGUGAGGGAGUUUAUUACGAAAAAUGAACUACAAUACACCUGCCCACAGAUCGAUUGGAGUCACCUACUUGAAAAGGUGUUACAACAAACUGGAUAUGUAAAGUAUCAAAAACUUCCAAUCAUUAUAGAACAGCGAACUGAACUCCGUCAACGUUGCUCAGAAUACCGUGCUUUAUUGAAGGAAAAAGAUGGUGGAAGUAUACUGCGCACAAUAGCUAUUAUGGAUUUUUUACGAGAACAACAAAUGAAUACUCUAAACGUCCAUGCAUUUGGAACGGAUCAUAACUUGAGUUCAUGUGUACUGUUUGAUGAGAACAGUAAUAAACGGAAUUCGUUCGAUGCUUUAUGGUCAUCCAGUUUCAUGCAAUCGAAAGCUGUAUGUCUAAGUAAUCAGUAUAGUUCCUAUAAUUUCACUAGUUUAAAGGUAAGUUUAGUUGAAUUAUAAAUAAGAACAUAUAGAUAUUCACUGACAUUUUGUGUAUCUUAUCCAGAACAAAAAUAUCCCCAGUCAUCUCGUGAUAAUGUUUCUAACGUUAUUCAAAUUGUAAUUUAAAAUUUCAAAAUAUUGAAGAAUGUGCUUUUACUUACUAUUAUACGUGACAUCCAUUAUUGCUCUUUUCUG
Molecule: messenger RNA, 1311 nt
Organism: Schistosoma rodhaini
Lineage: Eukaryota; Metazoa; Platyhelminthes; Trematoda; Strigeidida; Schistosomatidae
Source: the annotation of a GenBank genome assembly